AUGAAGGGCCUUUUGAGAGGCUUAAGAUACAUUUCUCAAAUAUUCGAUAAUGAUGAGAAAGAGCCUGAAAUGCAGAUUGGUUACCCCACAGAUGUAAAACAUGUUGCCCACAUAGGAUGGGAUGGUCCCUCUGUGAAUUCUCCAAGCUGGAUGAACGAGUUUAAAGCUCCCACACCAUUCUCAUCGGCCCCCUUAAGUCCCAAUGGAGACGUGAAGGAGGACGGUUCUGUAAAAUGGGUAUCUGAAGGUUCAAGUCGAAGAGGUUCGCGGACACCGAGUUCUCCAGCAGGGGCGCAUAGUUCUCCAGUAGGUUCCCCUACUCGGGACCUGCCGGAAUUGCCGAAAUCAUCUAGACGGCCUUCAUCAACCGGUACAUCAGCUGAAUCUCUAAACAGGGAAAAAUCUGAUAAACCUAAACAAACUAGGCGGUCUUCACGAAAUGGCACCAAAGAACUGGAUGGUAAUAAAACAAGUCGGAAUCCUAAGGAUCAUAGUGGAGGAAUCGAGUCACCCUCAGAUUUACCUGACAUACCGAAAAAGAAUCGGAGAAAGAAGUCAAAAGAUUCCUCUGUUGGGGGGUCGACAAGGUCAAAAUCUAAAGCCCCAGCUUCGGAGGGGGACGGGGAAUCGGAAAUGACUGCCAGAUCUAGUAACAGUCAUGACCAGCAACGUCAAACCGGAGCUUUAAGCCCUUCGCGAGAUGGUGAAGAGAUUGGAUUUAGUGGAAUUUCUUGA
This is a messenger RNA of Dovyalis caffra, 735 nucleotides long. The record is from the annotation of a GenBank genome assembly. NCBI's taxonomy places the organism in Eukaryota, Viridiplantae, Streptophyta, Magnoliopsida, Malpighiales, Salicaceae.